AUGCCCUCCGCAAGUGGAACCCCGGCGCCUGCCGUAAAAGGCAAAUACCUCAACACGCUGCUGGAAAAGGCGAAGAACCUGCCUGCGGGCAAAAUGAAAGAGCUUGGUGAGGAGGUGCGCGGGAUGCGCAAAAAGGCCGCUGCUGAUCCAGAAGUGGCGUGCUACCUUGAAAUCCUUUGUCGCUCAUACUUGAGCAGCGAAGCGAGUUCGGCGAGCCUGGAUGCCACAUUUGAAGAUUGGCAGAAGCAGCAGCAGCAACAACAAGAGGAAGAGGAGAGGAAGAAGAAAGAGGAAGAGGAGGAGAAGGCGAGGAGUGAGCGGAAGAGGAAAGCGGAGGAAGACACCUCCCAGCUUGACCAAUCCGCCACCAGCCGCCCCGUCACAGCCUACCGCAACCCGAACCCCGAUCCGGGGUGCCACGUAUCGUGUGCGAGUAGCGACUACCACCCCAGAAAGCCCUGUCCUGCCGCUGUAGCGGAGAAGAAGCUCGCUGCUAAUGCAGCACGGGAUGAAAAGCGCGCCGCCAAGAAAGCAGGCCGCCUUCCCGGCCCAUACAUACCUCGAGCAGAAGACUGGCUCUGCCGUUGCGGCUUUUGGAACGGCAAGUAUACGGAUGUCUGCCGAGGCAACGUGGGAGGAGUAGGUGGUGUUCCGUGUGAUGGUGUCCGAAAGGACAGUGUCCGCGUGCAAGAACCCGGCCCGGGUAUAGAGGAACCGUGGCCGUGUCGGGCCAAGUACGACGGGGACUGGUGCUCUUCAGAUGUAGUCAAGUAG
Molecule: messenger RNA, 774 nt
Organism: Alternaria ventricosa
Lineage: Eukaryota; Fungi; Ascomycota; Dothideomycetes; Pleosporales; Pleosporaceae
Exons: 4
Coding region: 1-774 (257 amino acids)
Source: RefSeq, a predicted model, not a curated record